AUGCAGCUGUCGCAGCAGCCAUUCGAGGACAUUCCAUAUCUCUCGACACCAGCCGUGCAUACAUCACAGCGCAAUGGCCUCUACAGCGGCAACGGGCACAGCGGCAAUGCAGGCCAGGACCACCGGCUGAGGAGCAAGAUAUCGAUGCUCAAGGAGGUCAGCAUCAGCAUUGGCGACGAGAUCCGGGACCAAAACAAGUUCCUGGAGACGAUGGGGCAGGACAUGGAGGGCAUGGGCGGGCGGCUCCAGGCCACAAUGAAGCGGUUCUACGAAAUGUGGGCCAGGCAGGGCUGCGGGCCAUUCUUCUACAUCACGCUGUUUGGGCUCGGCGUAUUGACGCUGCUGUACUUUUACUUGAAGAUGCGGUAG
This is a messenger RNA of Linderina pennispora, 369 nucleotides long. RefSeq lists its product as uncharacterized. The record is from RefSeq and is a predicted model, not a curated record. Lineage: Eukaryota; Fungi; Kickxellomycota; Kickxellomycetes; Kickxellales; Kickxellaceae. The transcript is spliced from 3 exons. The coding region runs from base 1 to 369 and encodes 122 amino acids.